Molecule: messenger RNA, 2210 nt
Organism: Bursaphelenchus xylophilus (pine wood nematode)
Lineage: Eukaryota; Metazoa; Nematoda; Chromadorea; Rhabditida; Aphelenchoididae
Source: the annotation of a GenBank genome assembly
AUGCGUUCCGUCCUCGUUCUUGCUUUGCUGGCUGUAGCCGCGCACAGCGCCGUUCUCCAACAGCCUCAAGCUGUUGUCGUGGAGGCCGAUGACCACGAAUGGGACAUGGCCAAGGCUGAGAUUCAGGUGAGAUUUUGGCCGAGUUUUGAGGCGGUAUCGGUUACUGUAGGCUACAGUAGGCCAUUCGGCAGAUAUUGAAUUUUCCGGGUGCUAUUAGUCUGUCGGGAAAAUAAUAAGCACAAUGUCGUUACGCCAGUCUUGUCGCUAAAAUGAAAGAAGUUGAUUUUGCCGCGACAAAAUUCAUUUUCUCGACAUCGAUGUGAUUUUCGCUGUCAAGGAGUGCUCAUUAUUUUCCCGCCAGACUGAUAAACGGAUGUUAUCAAAUUUAGGCUAAUUGUCAUCAAAAUUCAAGGGUAUGAUUUGGGCCUAUAGCUCAAUAUUUUUUAUUUUUUCAAUUGCUGCUUUUUGAGAGGGCGACAAGAGGGUCCAUUAUUUUCCCGACAGACUGCAAGAUCCCCGUAAAUUCAUGUUUUAUUGCGGCCCUAAAAUGUGUGGCAUCCUAAAAAAUGAUAUGUCGCUUAUUUCCACAUAGGUCGCUUAUUAAACCAUAAAAAUCUUAGCGUUCACUCCUCAUCUGCAGUGGUGAUAUUCAGCAAUCUUGUGUGCUAUACAUCUGUCUGUCGGGAAAAUAAUGCGGAUUUGUUGCAAGACGGCUUGCCUUGUCGCUGUCGCGUACCAAAUCUCUAGCCGCGACUAGCCCUCUCAAAGUGAUUCUAGGCGAUUCCAAGGCGCGACAAACCCAUAUUAUUUUCCCGGCAGGCCAAUAUAUAGCUUCUUUAAAACUCCUGGGAGAAGAGUGGUAAUCAACUUUUCUCUCUGAAUUUUUACUGAACCGUCAAAAACUAUAAAAUCACCUAAUUUUUACUCCGAAAUCUUCAGGCCGCCAUUGACAAGCUGAAGGCCGAGCUGUACGCCGAACGUCAGGUGGAGCUGGCCGCUGCCGCCUCUAUCCGCGGCGUCUCCAUGCCCAAGACACUGAAAAGCGAAUACCUCGACGUCGAGGGCAACCGAUUCCUCUGCAAACCCUGCAACUUCUUGUUCUCCACCAUCAAGGAGGAGUUGAUCAAGGAGACCCGGCUUGAGUUGGAGACCAUCCGCCCCAAAGUCAAUGUAAGUUGAAGGGAGAGUUUGUAGGGGAAUCUAGAGACGAUGUAUAGAAAUUUCAAGUGAAAAAAAAGUUUGUAAGCCUCGUCCUUGGCCAACGAGGAAAGUAUAACGUAAUAUGUUUUACCAAAAGCGCGACGCUCAGAUUUUCUUAAACUUUUGCACAUACACUUUUGGCAUAGGUCACAUGUCAAUUCCUAAAAUUCUUAGCUCGCACUUUGCAGGCACAGCCGAGAUAUUCAACAAUUUUUGCGGCCGAGUACGAGAAAAGCGGAGAGUAAAAGAGAAAAUCACUUUUUGGCCGUAUCUUUGCCAGUUUCGCGCGGAAAAAAAUGUUUUUUUUUGUAAACGCUACUCUUUAUGGUAGAAAUAGAAAAGAGACAUUUCAUGCCAAAAUUCGCAAAAAAAUGUCAAUUUUUUGUCAAAUUUUGACCUAAAAAUCUUAGUCGUUUCUGGAAAGCGUGAGCUAUUUUUUCGGCGUAUGUCACCGAAAAAAUUAUUCUAAGUUUGCGCCAAGUUUCAUCAAAUCUGAGCGUCGCACUUGGUGUACUUCCCCUGUAAAGCAUAUUUACUAGCAUUUUCAUAAAGUGCGUAGACUUUGCGCCACCGAGAAAUGUGUGGGUCGAAAAGGCAAUUGUACAGUGCAAAAAUUUUUUACAAUGGAUGCGACGCGCGAAAAAAAGCGAAAAUCCACGGUGCCCGGUCUCCGCACUUUAUGAAAAUGCUAGCAUUUUUUGACACUGAAAAAAUCGGUAUUUUAAAAAAUUAAUUUUUUAAAUAAAAAAAUUAUUUUUAAAAUAAAAAAAUUUUUAAAAUAAAAAAAAAAAUUUUUUUUGCAAAUUGAUUUGUUUUCCUGAAAAAUACAUGAAAACCUCAUAUUUUCCUUUCAGGAAGCCUGUCUGAAAUGGUCCCACAACGUGAGUUUCCUGGACCGAGUCUGCGAGAAGUUGGUGGACCGCGCCAUCGUCGAGCUGGCCAAAUGGCUGAGAGCCGAGGAAAAGAAAAUCGACCCCGAACGCAUCUGUACCUUCUUGCACAUGUGCUAA